Molecule: messenger RNA, 1741 nt
Organism: Chaetomium strumarium
Lineage: Eukaryota; Fungi; Ascomycota; Sordariomycetes; Sordariales; Chaetomiaceae
Product: IMP-specific 5-nucleotidase
Exons: 5
Coding region: 412-1698 (428 amino acids)
Biological process (GO): nicotinic acid riboside biosynthetic process; nucleotide metabolic process; inosine salvage
Molecular function (GO): magnesium ion binding
Source: RefSeq, a predicted model, not a curated record
GACUGGUGGGACUUUGGCGGAGUGUGCCGAUCUGCGCAACGUCGGCCGGCAGUGGCCGGGUGGAGCCGGUCCCACAGCCUACGACUUCACGUCCCUGAUUUGCUGACAAGUGCUUUCCUGGACCCUGUGACAUCAUCCGCCAGCGUUCAUUGGGCGGCCCCGCGGUGGAGCCGGCGAUAGCCUCGACGACCGGGAGGGUCAGCCGAUAGCUCCAUCCGGACCUGGAGACUGUUGUUCUCAAUUAGGACUGUAAGAAGCGGUGACUGACUCUAGUUGUGAUUGCUUAUUAUCGUUCGUUUGAUACUUAUAUUGGGCGCUUGUCCUUGAGAUACCCCCGACCUUUACUUGAUUAGCUGUUCAACCUCGACUACGUCACUCGCAACUCAAAACUCAGUCCCCGCUUGCAUCAUCAUGACCUCUCGGUACCGUGUCGAAUAUGCCCUCAAGACUCACAGGCGAGAUCAGUUCAUAGAAUGGAUCAAGGGCCUGCUGGCGGUGCCAUUUGUACUCUACUCUCAGCCCCAAGGCGUCUUCGACGGACAAGGAAUGAGCGGUCUGGCCCAAACGCGUGAGGAGGCGCAUAGGAGAUACAGCGAAAUCCUCCGCGAUGUUGAGAUUAUGAUUGAUGACCACAUCGCCCACCAGAACGACGCCGAGAACCCCUUCCCAUCAAAGCUUAAGCUUCUAGUCCCCAGUAUUGGGCCAUUCUUCACUCGCCUUCCCCUGGAAGCUGCCUUUAAGUUCCAGGACCGCAAACGCUACAUCUCGUCCCGCCGCUUCGUUUCCCCUUCGUUCAACGAUGUCCGCCUAAUUCUAAACUCGGCCCAGAUGAUGGCCGUGACCACCUACGGCACCCUUCAGCUCGCAACAUUCGACGGUGAUGUAACCCUAUACGACGACGGGGAAAGCCUUGAACCUACAAGUCCGAUCGUUCCCCGGCUGAUCGACCUUCUCCGUAAAAACGUAAAGAUUGGCAUUGUCACCGCCGCAGGCUACACAACGGCCGACAAAUACUACGCCCGCCUGCACGGUCUUCUCGACACCCUAGCAAACACUGCCGAACUCACACCAGCCCAAAAGCAAUCCGUCAUCAUCAUGGGCGGCGAAGCCAACUACCUCUUCGAGUUCGACCCUUCCUCUCCACACCUCUUAUCCCCCGUGCCCCGUCACAAGUGGCUCACCCCGGAGAUGGCGACCUGGGAUGAGCGAGAUAUCAAGCAGGUUCUAGACGUUGCCGAGGCCGCGCUGCGCGACUGCAUCAAGACCCUAAAUCUCCCAGCCACGCUGAUGCGCAAGGACCGGGCCGUCGGGAUCAUCCCCAGCCCGCCCGAGACACGCAUCCCGAGGGAGUCGCUCGAGGAGACGGUGUUGGUGGUGCAGAAGAUCCUGGAGCUGAGCAAGGUGGGACGGAGCAGGCGCGUCCCCUUCUGCGCGUUCAACGGCGGACGCGAUGUGUUUGUCGACAUCGGCGACAAGAGCUGGGGCGUGACGGUCUGCCAGAGGUGGUUUGGCGCAUCUGUGCCGGGGGGUGCGAUCAAGGGCGACAACACGCUGCACGUGGGCGAUCAGUUCCUGAGCGCGGGGGCUAACGACUUCAGGGCGAGGAGCGUGGGUACGACGGCGUGGAUUGCGAGCCCGGCAGAGACGGUGGACCUGUUGGACGAGUUGGCUGAGUUGAUGGGGAAGAAGAUGUCUUGAUCUCCCAUUGAGAGUCGAGCUUGAGAGACACGUCACUAAGUGU